AUGAUAGCAGGAGAACAUCUUAAAUACGGCGCGGACAUACUUGCCCCUGUUAUUGCGUACAUAAUUCAACAAAGAAAAACCGAGUACACUAUUAUAAAAAGAGAUGAAAAUGAAGAAUGGAGAAAAACCAAAAAAAUAGGAUCACUUCUCGGAGAUAGCGAAGAUAUCGCACGCCGUAAGCAACUCGCGUCAGUAUCAUUUAAUCCCCUUUAUACUAUAUGGAUAAGAAAGGAUAAAGUUAAAGAAAAAGUCAGACUAAAGUUAUAUAAUGUCCUAGUUAAACCAAUCCUAACGUACAACUCUGCAACAUGGGGAUUAACUAAAGAGGAAGAACGAAAACUUGAUUCAUUUCAUAGGAAGCAUCUUAGAAAAAUUAUAGGAAUUCGUUACCAACAUAAAAUCAAAAACACAAAAUUAUAUGAUCGGUGCAAGGUGAGACCAAUCUCAUUAGACAUUCUUGAAUUUGGAUGGAGACUUUUCGGUCACAUUCUUAGAUUGCAAAGGGAAGUCCCAGCUAAUAAGGCAAUAAACUACUAUUUCGAAAACUCUAAGCAUAAGAAAUAUAGAGGACGAUCACGAACCACACUACCAGUUACUCUAUCGAACGACCUGAUCACCCUUCACAAACAAUUACCAUCUGCACUACCGCCCAUGAUCAAUAAUUUAAAAGAUGUAGAAACAAUACGAAGAAUCGCAGAAAGCAGACAUGAUUGGAGAAGAGUAAUCCUAGACAUAAGCAAAGCAGCCGAGGCGGGAAAGUCAUCCGACUAUCUGGUGGACCGGCAGUAA
Molecule: messenger RNA, 789 nt
Organism: Anneissia japonica
Lineage: Eukaryota; Metazoa; Echinodermata; Crinoidea; Comatulida; Comatulidae
Exons: 2
Coding region: 1-789 (262 amino acids)
Source: RefSeq, a predicted model, not a curated record